AUGGCGCUAACGCUAGGACACGUUAACAUCAGCACCCUGGAGCCGCUGAAAAAGUUGCCCCAGCUGAAGAGUCUGGACCUGUUCAACUGCGAGGUGACCAACCUGGCGGACUACAGGGAGUCCAUCUUUAAGCUCCUCCCCCAGCUCAUCUACCUGGACGGCUACGACAUCGACGACUGCGAGGCGUCCGACUCCGACGGAGAGGGGGACGGCGUCGAGGACGAGGAAGAGGGCGAGUCGGAGGACUUUGAGGAAGAGGAAGACGAGGACGAGGAGGACGUCGUGGCGGAGGAAGACGACGACGACGACGACAGCGCCGAGGACGAGGACGGCGAGGUGAACGGAGACGUAGACAGCGAGGACGAUGACGAAGAUGAGGACGACGAAGACGACGAUGACGAGGACUCGUCUCCGGUCAAAGGAGAGAAGAGGAAGAGGGACCCUGAGGACGACGACGAGGAGGACGAGGGGGAAGAAGAUUAAAGACGCACAAAGAAA
This is a messenger RNA of Etheostoma cragini (Arkansas darter), 498 nucleotides long. RefSeq names its product acidic leucine-rich nuclear phosphoprotein 32 family member B-like. The record is from RefSeq and is a predicted model, not a curated record. Gene Ontology annotation, cellular component: nucleus. Gene Ontology annotation, biological process: regulation of apoptotic process. NCBI's taxonomy places the organism in Eukaryota, Metazoa, Chordata, Actinopteri, Perciformes, Percidae. The transcript has 6 exons. Gene Ontology annotation, molecular function: histone binding. The coding region runs from base 1 to 483 and encodes 160 amino acids.